Messenger RNA from Rhodotorula graminis WP1, 879 nucleotides. RefSeq lists its product as uncharacterized. The transcript has 5 exons. Bases 1 to 879 code for a protein of 292 amino acids. The record is from RefSeq and is a predicted model, not a curated record. NCBI's taxonomy places the organism in Eukaryota, Fungi, Basidiomycota, Microbotryomycetes, Sporidiobolales, Sporidiobolaceae.
AUGUCGACCCGUCAGCGCGCGGGCGUCCCGCGCGCCUUCUCGUUCGGCCCUCCUCCAACUGCUCGCCCACCUGCAAGGAACCCGCACCGCCGCACGAUGCGCUGGUGGAACACUCCUGCAACCGCUCGUCCGCCGUCAAAGUACCCGCACCGACGCCCGAUCCGCUGGUGGAACGUCGUCACCACCAUCGCCAACUACUGCCUCUUGCUCUUCACCCUCUUCGUCCUCCUCGUCGGCCUCGUCGACAUUGGCCACUCGUUCAUCUACUCGAACCGGGCCUCAAAGGUCGCAGACCUGAGCAUCACCUUCGGCACGUACGCCGGCGUCAUCAUCUUCGGCCUCAUCCUCGUCAUCACGCGUGCCGUCGCCAACAAGCGCGCCAUCAUCGCCAUCCCCAAGGGCUACCUCCCGACCAAGUCGACCGACGUUCCCAAGAAAGCGAGCGAGCUCAUCCAGAACGAGUACGAGCGCGCGUGCAUCAUCACCAAGGUGGCGCAGCCGAGCGGGCGCAACCAGGCCGGUUGGGGGCGACCAGGGACGAGCUGCGAGGACGUCAACUUCCGCUCGGCCAUCCUCGCGACAAUUCCGGCCUUGCGUGCCGCCCUCUUGCCCCUUUACCCGGCCCUCCUCGCCGCCUACCCGUCGAGCAACCCUCGUUCGGCACCCCUGUCCCCCCUCGCGCCGCUCCUCGCCCUCCCUUCCUCCGCCUCGCCUCUCCCCGACGCGCUGCGCCCGCUCGCCGACCUGUACGAGUCGCACCUCGUCCGCGCCCGUUACGCCAAGCCUGAGCCGACAGAGCGCGACUGGGCAGAGUGCACCAAGGCGGUCGCUGUCUUUGUCGGCGUGCUGAGCGGGCUCGAGAGGAGGGUCGGGGCCUGA